Molecule: messenger RNA, 558 nt
Organism: Solanum verrucosum
Lineage: Eukaryota; Viridiplantae; Streptophyta; Magnoliopsida; Solanales; Solanaceae
Product: WUSCHEL-related homeobox 5-like
Exons: 3
Coding region: 1-558 (185 amino acids)
Biological process (GO): plant organ development
Molecular function (GO): DNA binding; DNA-binding transcription factor activity
Source: RefSeq, a predicted model, not a curated record
AUGUCUUUUGAUUUUGCUUUAACUGAUAUUUAUGCCCUUAAUUUUGGGUGUGCACAAGAUACAACUUUUUCAAAUAUGGGUACAAAAUGUGGUCGAUGGAAUCCAACGGCGGAACAGGUUAAAGUUCUAACUGACCUGUUCCGCUCUGGACUCCGUACCCCGACCACUGAUCAGAUUCAAAAGAUAUCGUCUCAGUUAAGCUUUUAUGGAAACAUCGAAAGUAAGAAUGUGUUUUAUUGGUUCCAAAACCAUAAAGCUAGAGAACGACAGAAACGUCGUCGUAAGGUUUUGGUUGAUGAAUCAAUCAAUGACGAAGAUAUGAGAAUCCAAUUCGAUAAUAUCUCUUCAAACAAACAUUUUCCAGAGAUAAAUACUAAUCAUGAGACGGCUGAGAGAGUAAUAGAGACUUUACAACUCUUUCCUUUAAAUUCAUUAAGUGAAUAUGCUGAGACGGAGAAGUUAAGGCUAUUCACUGAGGAAUACAUGACAUUUUCCUGCUCUAUCGGGGCGGAAAUGGAUCAUCCAACGUUGGAUCUACGUCUAAGCUUCUUUUCAUAG